Molecule: messenger RNA, 1650 nt
Organism: Penicillium subrubescens
Lineage: Eukaryota; Fungi; Ascomycota; Eurotiomycetes; Eurotiales; Aspergillaceae
Exons: 4
Coding region: 1-1650 (549 amino acids)
Biological process (GO): transmembrane transport
Molecular function (GO): transmembrane transporter activity
Source: RefSeq, a predicted model, not a curated record
AUGUCCGACGAAAUCAAGCACCAGCCGACGCAGUAUACAGCGGCGCCAGGCACUGAGCUUUUGAUUGAUCAAGAGCACUUCAGUUCUGUCCAUGACUACCAGCAUGUCGCUCAUGGUGACGGGCGAAUUAUUCUUGUCCCACAACCAUCGCUGAAAGACCCCAACGACCCAUUGUUAUGGAGUUGUCUGAAGAAGUGGCUUACUUUUGGCAAUGGUCUCUUCUAUGCCUUUAACGGAGCAGUCACUGGACCUAUGAUGGCUGGAGGAAUGGUCCAGCUCGCCACCUUCUUCAGACGUCCCCUCUCCGAUAUUACAUACAGCAAUGGAGCGACCUUGAUCUGUCAAGGAUUUGGUACUCUUCUUUGGAUGCCAUUGGCGGUUAAAUUUGGUCGCCGUCCCGUCUAUCUCGCAUCUAAUGCCCUCAUGGGUAUCGCCUGCGUCUGGCUAGCUAUUGCCGCCGAAAAGACCUAUCCCCAAUUCGUGGUAGCCCGUGCUUUCCUCGGCCUCUUUGAGGCCCCUAUUGAAGCCAUAGUUCCCAGUACCGUUACCGACAUCUUCUAUCUGCACGAACGAGGAGAGAAGAUUGCCCUAUACGGACUGUCUGUGCUCGGUGGUAACGAACUCGGUCCUCUGGCUUCCGCAUACAUUAUUCAGUCGCUGAGUAUGCGGUGGGCAUUCUUUAUCACUGCCAUGUCUAUUGGUGUCAGCUUGAUCAUGAUGUUUUUCUUCAUGCCGGAAACUAUGUUCACUGGCCCUCGCCCGAAGAUUGUGUCCGUCAUUGCAGAAGAAACAAAUAAGAUCAACGAGUCAGAAGGCAAGCCAUCCUGCGAGCACGUCGACGGUGAUACCUCUAUGAAUACUGUGCCAAGGGAGCUGGAGUCGUUGACCACGAAGAAACGAUCUUACAGGAAUGAGCUCUUCCAGGUCGGUAUCAACCAUGAUAUCAGUUUCUGGCAGAUAUUUAAACGACCUUUUAUUUUGAUGGCUUAUCCGACUGUGGUCUGGUCAAGUAUCGUCUAUGGAAUGAGUCUGAGCUGGAACGUUAUUCUGGGAUCUCUUGUCGCUCAACUAUUUGCACCACCGCCAUACUUUUUCGCUUCCGGUGCCCAAGGUCUCGUCUUUAUAUCCCCUCUCCUCGGCUCUCUCGUCGGCACAUAUCUCGCCGGUCCUCUCGCCGAUCAAAUCGCUACCUGGUUCACAGCCCGUAACUUAGGUUUUCGCGAGCCCGAAAUGCGUCUCCCCACCUGUAUCGUCGCCGCCUUCCUCACUUUCGUUGGCGCCCUGAUAUCCGGCCUCACCUACCACUAUCAGACGCACUGGGUUGGUCCUAUUGUCGGGUUCGGGGUUUUAUCCGCUGGCGCGCAGAUGGGAGCGACACUUGCCAUCUCGUACAGUUUGGAUUGUCACAAGGAGCUGUCGGCGGAAAUUAUGGUGACCAUCUCCUGCCUCAAAUCUGGCGUAGCUUGGAUCUGGACCUGGUGUAUCAACGACUGGGUUAGUUCAAGCGGCCUCUUGACUGUGCUUAUGUCCGUGGCGGCUAUUAAUGUGGCUGUUUACAUGACGACGUUUAUUUUCCAUUUGUAUGGGAAAAAGAUCCGGAUCUGGCUGCACAAGAAAAACUUCAUGGGCGAGGAGUCAGAACGGGAGUAA